CUGCCACCAAGCGUGUGUGUGUGUUAGCUCAUGUCCGUGCAUGUGUUUGUGGGUGUCUCCAUUAGCUCACUCCUAAAAGUAGAAAUAAUACAAUUGAUAGAGUGCAUUUCCAUGUUAUCCAUGCUUUCACCAAUGCAGUUGUCAUGGCAUGCAGUAUAGACUGUUGAUGCUAAAAGGUAUAUCAACUAAAGGACAUGAUGUUUGUACAAUUCCAUAAGGAAUAAUGCCAUGGAUUUCCCACAGUCUUAGUUAUUACCUUGACAGCGUAUGUUUGUAUGUAAUACUAUACGUAUAAAUGUAACUGCAUGCAUGAUUUAUCCCAUCUACUAGGUAUGUUGUUUCAGUUGCAUUGUGGGCCUAAUGUUUAGGCAGAGAAUUCUGUGUAAGUUAGCAGUCAUCAAUAUUUAAUAGCUGUAGGUAUUAUAAAAUUCUUUGUAGGCUAAUGUAGCUUGCCAUCUUACAUGCAAUGGCUUGAACAGGCGCCAGACCACUGUUAGGGAUAUGGAGGAGAUUGACAGACGUUUUAGUUGCGUGACAGUGUCACCUCAGCCAGCCAGCUCCUACUCCCUCACUCUCCCCCUCUCUCUCUAUCCAUUUCUCCCUUCCUCUCUCUAGUGAUCCUGACCUGGAUUUCCUGGUUUAGUCAUGGAGGGGGCAGCCAGGGAGCCAGGAGGGUGGGAAUACGCUAAUGAGGUGGCUUGGGGCCAAUUUCCCGCCCAUUUUCCUCCCUGACCCCCUUGUGCCGCUGGUGAAUAUACUGUAUCUUUGUGCUGUGAACACGCAAAGGCUGUCAGACAGCAGGGACUCUCACACGCACUCUGGGCACAGUCACUUCUGCUCUGUGCUCUCCCUCUCUUGUCGUCCGGAAGAUGCCACCGCACAGGGAAGCAGCAGAGCGGAGCAGGAGCAGGGGCAGCCUGGUACUGUACUGCCUCUCUCUCCCCUGUGUUUCCCAGGGAGAAAGGUGUAAACACUGCCUCUCUCUGGACACAGAAUGCAGGAUCCACACACCAUUUAAUCAUAGCUUGAAGAAAAAGGGAGAUAGGAAAUGAUGCUGUAAAAAAAGUUAAAUAGCUCAAAAACUGAAAAUAUGAACGCUUUAGGAACAUGUCACCACAGUGUGUGUGUACUGUACUGCCUCUCUGUGUGUGCAUAUUGCAGUAAUGAGUUCAUAUCAGUAUGAAUUGAAAUCUGAAUUGUGAGAAUUGUUCUUUUGGAAUGGAGAAUGUUACCUUUUUAAUGUACCCUAAUCGUCUGAUAUAUAUUUCAUUUUUAUUUCACCUUUAUUUAACCAGGUAGGCAAGUUGAGAACAAGUUCUCAUUAUCCAAUUGCAACCUGGCCAAGAUAAAGCCAAGCAGUUCGACACAUAUAACAACACAGUUACACAUGGAGUAAAACAAACAUACAGUCAAUAAUACAGUAGAAAAAUAAGUCUAUAUACAAUGUGGGCAAAUGAGGUGAGAUAAGGGAGGUAAAGGAAAAACAUUUUUUUUGAUUACUUAUCAUACACUCCACAUCUACAGUAAUAAACCUGUUAGUCCCUUGGAAGUUGUCUUUUUUUCUCUCGUCCAGCCAUCCAGGAGAAGCCAUGCAGAAAGCACACCAUGGAGUCGCCUGUGAACCACCAGGAUACCAGAAAAGAGAGCCUGUCCAUGGGGACCUCGGGGACCAGCAGCAGCGUGGUGGAGAGUGACCUCUUACUGGAGUCCCUGACUGGGUUUGCCUUGGUGGUGAGCACAGAUGGGUUGAUCUUCUACACCUCCACCUCCAUUGUGGACUACUUGGGCUUUCAUCAGACGGAUGUGAUGCACCAGAAUGUUUUUGAUUAUAUCCAUGUGGAAGAGCGGCAGGAGUUCAGAAGACAACUCCACUGGGCCAUGGACCCCGGGCCCCAGGGGGCCUCCCUGGACCAGCACUCAGCCACAGGAAUUGGUGAUGACCUUGUGAUGAGCAGUCUCUUCCAUGCCCAGGAGCCUGACGGUGUUCCUCUAGAGCGCACCUCCUUCCUCACGCGCUGUUUCAUUUCCCGAGUCCGUUGCUUGCUGGACAGCACCUCAGGCUUCCUGAGCAUGCAGUUCCAGGGCAGCCUGAAGUUCCUGCAGGGCCAGAAGCAAAAGACAGACUCCGGGGCACUGCUGCCCCCCCAGCUGGCCCUGUUCUGUGUGGCCAUGCCCCUCAUGAUUCCCUCCAUCACAGAGCCGAAGAUGAAGAACACGACGAUCAGGAACAAGAACAAGGGCCCCGUCAUCCCCACACCAGAUAAGCACAGUGACAAGAGGCAUCGAAGCACCAGAGGUUCAUGUGACAGCAGUGACUUAUUGCUUCUGAAUUGGUCCAGCAGCUCUACCAGAGACCCCUGCCACUACACCCCAUGGGCACCCCUCUCCAAAGACGGCAUCAGGUAUAGGAACAAUGGUUACUACACCCAGGAGGAGCCCAUCAACUUCUGCCUGUCUUCCAUGGGUGGUGGGCCCAAAGCUCAGAGCGUGAAUCAUCCAUGGGACAUCCGCACCGGGUCCACCAUAAGAAAGGGCCCCAGCAGCAGCUACAUACCAUGCAGACAAGGCAAGUACAACAACCUGGGGAAGUCUGGAGCUUACAGGAUGUCUCCAGGAUAUCACGCUAAAAGACAGGAUGCCUCUCAGAACAAACUGUACGGAGGCCUCCACAGCCCAGAGGCGGAGAGCUUCUGUGAGGACGGCAUGAAGGCAGACAACAACUACAUGGGCGGCCAUCUUGACUGUUACAAUGGCAUGGUGUUGCCUGAAACAGCCAUAAAGACAGAGCAGGACUCUGACUCUGAGAACGGUUGCAACAUCUACAGCAUGCCCCACAACCUAGCCUGGGUGGGGAAUGAGAAGCGCUACAGCAUGGCCUACCCAGAAGAACCACAGGUGAAGUCGGAGGCUGACUACUAUGACCAAUACACCACCUGCCAAAGGAACAAGUCCAACAUGAGCCCAACGCUCAACGGAUACCACAAAUACAUAUACCCAGUGGGGAGCAGGGCUCAGAAGGAUCAUAGGAUACCUCACUCAGACCCUCUGUGUAGCAGUCAGGGAGCAAACUGUAUGGUCAGCAAUGUGUAUGGGAAUGGUACUGUGGAGCAUAAAGGCUACAUACAGCAAGACAACAAACUGAACUACGAGUUCAGGAAUCAUCUGGUCCACUCUAUAAAAAGGGAACCCAUGGACUCCCCUACUUGGUCUGACAAUGGACAUGACAUUAGCCAAAUACCCCUGCAGAGAAAUAUGAUUCGCAACUGUGCAUUGAAUGAUAUUGUACACAAACAAAACCCAUAUAUCUACAUGCAAUGAGGUCAAUGGAAAAUCUCAUAAACCAUCUGGGCACCACCUUGCUUCUUUAUUGUAUUGAUGCAUAAUAUGGCAGGGUGGGUAGUUAUUUAAUCUCAGGUAAUCAGCAGUGUUACAAAGCAAAAAUAUAUGGAAGCAAGGAGAGGUGUUUUAAGGACUUUGUACAUAAGACACACAAGAUAAAUAUAACUUUUUUUCAGAUUUACAGGACCAGUCAAAAGUUUGGACACCUACUAAUUCCAUGGGUUUUCUUUUUUUUUUUUACAUUGUAGAAUAAUAGUGAGGUCAUCAAAACUAU
This is a messenger RNA of Oncorhynchus gorbuscha (pink salmon), 3613 nucleotides long. RefSeq names its product aryl hydrocarbon receptor repressor-like. Gene Ontology annotation, molecular function: transcription cis-regulatory region binding; nuclear receptor activity. Gene Ontology annotation, cellular component: aryl hydrocarbon receptor complex; nucleus. The transcript is spliced from 6 exons. Lineage: Eukaryota; Metazoa; Chordata; Actinopteri; Salmoniformes; Salmonidae. The record is from RefSeq and is a predicted model, not a curated record. Bases 1606 to 3318 code for a protein of 570 amino acids. Gene Ontology annotation, biological process: regulation of transcription by RNA polymerase II.